AUGUCCGCAAUUAACACUUCAUCCAUUAACUCUUCAUCCCCAGCUACUCGAAACCAGUCUUCUUAUACAUCAGGCAGAAAUUCAGAAGACCUUAUUACAUACUGCUGUGUCUGCUUUAUUCCUGUUUCCAAUGGCCUAGGCAACACGAGUGGAGGUGACCCACAAUUCUGGUUGACAAGCUGUGGUCAUAUCGUGUGCGGGUCACACUGUUUCCCUAACGGUGUUCCCCAGGACGCAGCGGAAAGAACUCAUGCUUGCCCCUACUGUGGUAGUGGUGGUAUAUCUCUAGCCGAUUUGGGUGCUGGUAAAGUAAAGUGGGCUGUCUACUCCACCGAAAUUAGAACUCUGAUUCUCAUGUUCCUUUUGAACCAGGUUUCUGUGGAACUACGUGACUAUUUCCGCUCUGAAGCGGAACUUCUGGAGGAUGUUACUGGCGCUAUCAAAUUUCGAAUGAGUAAUGCGUUGCGGAUAGCAUCGCAUUACAGAGCGCUUGCCGAGAAGCUACAGGGUAAGGUUGACGACCAGAGAAGGGUGUUGCUGAAGGUGAAAGAUGAACUUGUGGAGGGGAAAGAGCUAAAAAAAAACAAGUCAGUGAUGGAGGAAGAGAUAGCAAAACUUCGUGAAGAGGUUUCCCAGCUUCGCUCUCAGCUGUCAUCUGCCCAGUUAUCUUCUUUGGAUUAUGAUGUCCCAGGAACAGCUCAGCAGCAGCAGCAGCAGCAACCAGAAACAAGGGCUACUCGGCAAGGCUCAGCUUCGCCCUUCACCAUAGCCCAGGAUAACCAAAAUUUUCUUAAAAGAAAAGCUGAUGAUUUAGGUGGUGACCCAGCCUUUAGGGCUAGGGAAUUCAGAAACGAAAUGAAUAAGAGACAGGCGCAGGUUCAGGCCAUGCCUCCCCCACCUGUACCACAACGGGCAAUCCAGCAAUACCAAGAUAAUAGACAAGAAGCACAAUAUAUUGAGCCAAGGCAGGAGCAAAGUGAAGAACAAUCCGAAUAUAGUUAUCAAUUUCAACAAUUAGGAUAUUCAACUCGAGCUCAGCAGCAACGUGUGUAUGAAGAUCAGCCACUUUGUAGAAGCAAUACAUCUCCGCAACUUAAUCUACAACGUCACAAUCUUUCUGAGCGAGAACGAUUUCCUACCAAUCAUGGAAGGCAUUUCAUCGAUCUUACAGAAUCGCCCGAUCUUAUGGGACCGCAGCAGAGUGGAUUUACAAACAAACAGCAGAGUAGAGAUAAACUACAAAAGGAUUAUGCGGGUAACAUCAACACUCCAUUUCAAUCGCCUCUUAAGAUAUCAACUCCAAGACCCAUAAAUACACUCCCUAUACGGGGCUCGGGAGAUAGGUAUUUCACAUCUCCAAUCAACCAGCCACCACAAUCCGCGAUAAGAUAUGGGAAUAAAAACAAUAUGUCUCCACUGUUACAAAAUAAGACGGCAGCUUUCCAUUCCCCAAGAAAUCGGGAUGAUAACCCCCGUCCCUGA
This is a messenger RNA of Morchella importuna, 1482 nucleotides long. RefSeq lists its product as uncharacterized. The record is from RefSeq and is a predicted model, not a curated record. NCBI's taxonomy places the organism in Eukaryota, Fungi, Ascomycota, Pezizomycetes, Pezizales, Morchellaceae. The transcript is spliced from 4 exons. Bases 1 to 1482 code for a protein of 493 amino acids.